CUUGUUAAAAUAUUAUAAAGUAAGAUUAACAACAACAACAUUGUAAUUUAAGUCUACAAUACUUUGUAAUUAACAAUUUUCUUGUAAUUAAAUUUCGAAGGAAACUUACUUUGCGCUAAAAAAUGGCGGAUUGCGACAGUCGUUCACAUGAAAAGAUGACUUAAAUGCACAUGGUUUCCAAAUGUGUAACUUAAGGUUUUUGUUUAUGUUCAUGUUGUGAGGAUUUAAAAGAGUGUAUUUGAUUAAUAAAAAAAAUACUAUGCAAUUAUAAAAAGUGUUAAAUAUUCGGUUUUGAUUGGUAUAAGUUUGAUUUGUUGACUGUAUGUAAGUAAUAUCAACAUGCCUCCACGUCGAGCAGCCAAACCUAGAAGAUCAGGAUUUCCAAACAAAAAAAAAGAACUUAAUUUACAAGAAAGAUCAGCUGAAAAUACUUUGUUCUAUUAUCCUCAUUAUUGUAUUCCUGGAAUAAAUUUUAAUAAAACACCUAGGGUGGAAAAAUGGGAUUUAGGAAAUGUAAUGGAUAUGUAUAAAAGCUAUCCUUACAGUUCUGAUUUGCCAAAACCUUUAUUACCACCUUCUAAGAACACUAAAUGUCUUUUAACGAUGAGUGAUCCUGUGACAGAUAUUCUUUUCACUAAAAGUAUUAUCCAGGAUGAUAUUGAUAGAAUAUUGGACAAUUAUCAGAAACAUCAAACUGAUCAUCAGUUUAUGAUGAAGAAAGAUCUACAGUGGACUACUGAAGGCGACAAAAAAGAAACUAUCUUACCUCGAUAUCUUGCUGAUUUAUCAGAUAUUAUACAAAUGGAUCCUGAUCCACUCUUCCAAGGGGAAUAUAAUUGGUAUUACACGGGCGGAUCAUUAACUGGACUUACAUUGAACAACCAAUUUAUUUUGAUUUUUCCAUAUAUGAAUGAACUUGUGACAAUGCCUCUAAGUUAUGGAAAUAAUUUUAUAUGGAAACCUGAUUAUAAAAAUGCUUCAAAAUUGUCUUUGGACAAUACAGUUUAUGAGCUUAGAUACAAAACAUCAUCUACCUGUCAAAUUUUAGCCAGAUUAAAAAAUGAAUGUACAUUGCUUAGUCUUUCCGAAAAUAAUGGAAAAUUACAAUUAAUACCAUUCGAUACUAAAUCGUCAACCAUUCCGUUCAUCAGUGCUGAUUUACCUCCAAAUGAUUCUAAUCAAUAUUGUACUUUAGAUGCUAAUCAAACAAUGGAAGUAUGCGAUAUAACAACAGGGAAAGUUAUAAGUAAAGGAGAUAUAAAAUUGAAUCAAAAAUUAGAUGAUAAUUGGGGAAGUGUAAAGUAUAAUUUAUUGAAUCCAGACUUACUUAUUUACACUAACAGAUGUUGUUUAUAUUACUUUGAUACUAGAGCAGAAAUGGAUGGACCAGUACUAUCAAUGUGCCCAAAAUCAUACCUAGAACAUUGUGAACGUAUUUCUCUACAGCUAUUUAGUACUCGAGAAUCUCGGCUUUAUCUUGGAACAUCUCAUAGUAUUUUGCUAUGUGAUGACCGGACACCUACUGAGUGUGUUCAUCAAAAAUGGACUCAUCAAUUAAAAAGUACUCCCCUUCAAGGAUCUGUCGCUGAUUAUGGAGAUCAGGAAAUAGUUUUGAUGUCUGGCCAAGUUUGUACAGAUAAGUCAGUUAUCAUAAAUAGUUGGAAUGAUUAUCCUCAUUCUUAUUAUCUACCUAAAGUGCCACCAAGUAUUUCAGAUACUUUGAAAAAAUGUCAGAGUUUAGGCAAGUGCUUAGACCCUCUUUUAACCCCUCGAUUUCAACUUAGUACAGCUGGUGUUCACCUAAAAGUGACGGAAGAUAACAAUGCGUUCAUUUUCUCUCAAAAUUCAAUCGGGGAUAUAUUUUAUCAAUGUAUUACUCAUGAUAAAAAUUCUGAAAGGAUGCCUUUUUAUAAUAGUCAGGCACAAUAUGCUUUAAAUUGUUGGGAACGUCAAAUUUUACUUCAAGAUGAUCCUUUAUUACCUUUUGUACUUUGUGAUCGAGUAAAUAUGGAAGAUGCUCUAAAUACUUUUUCAAACGCAGAACUUAAAUACUCAAUAAAGCCUAAAGAAGAAAGUUAUGUUCCCGAGUAUUGGAGGCAACCGCUGGAAAAAUUAAAAUCUUAUGUUGAUUUAUUAGCGCCAGAAUUAUUAGCAGUAUGGGAAAUGAAAGAUGAACUUGAAGAUGGAACAUCUUCAAAUCAACAUGAAAAAGUUUUAAAUUGGCUAGAAAUGGCUGAUGAAGAAGAAAUACCAGAAUCUCAACCAAUAUUUGAUGAUGACGAUGAAGACUCUUUUCCAUUUACACCUAUAGAGUCUCAAGAGUUAGUGAGUGUUUCUCAACAACAUUUUGAACGAAAUGUUCCUAUUGAAAUUCCGAAUGAAAAUAAAGCCGAGUCAAUUCAGGAAGUAACACAAAAUGAUUUUAAUCCUGAAGAUUUAUAUCUACCAGCUGUUAAAGUAAAAACGAAAACAAAAACAGUUCAGAGGAAGAGUGGGUUCAUCGAUGGAUUUCAAUAAUAAUUCAACGUUAUAUAAUUCAAUGAAUGUCGUUUUAUUCCGUUUUCGAAUGUAAUUUUACGAAAUUAACACUUAUUUUUCGAAAAUAAAUCACGAUUUAGAAAAUUUUUAAAUAAUAAUAAUA
Chelonus insularis is the source of this 2641-nucleotide messenger RNA. RefSeq names its product TATA box-binding protein-associated factor RNA polymerase I subunit C-like (gene TAF1C-like). NCBI's taxonomy places the organism in Eukaryota, Metazoa, Arthropoda, Insecta, Hymenoptera, Braconidae. Bases 340 to 2517 code for a protein of 725 amino acids. The transcript has 11 exons. The record is from RefSeq and is a predicted model, not a curated record.